AUGUCAAAAGAUUUAUCAGUGCCACCUGAAAUCCCUAAAGAAGAUGGCAGACCCAAGUGGGACAAUAAGUUCCAGUAUAUUUUAAGCUGUAUCGGAUUUGCCGUUGGUCUGGGGAACGUGUGGCGAUUUCCAUACUUGUGUCAGAUUCAUGGAGGCGGGGCAUUCCUUUUCAUUGCUCUUCUCUUCGAAGGAAUCCCGCUGUUGCACCUCGAACUAGCCCUUGGACAGUGUCUGAGGAAAGGCAGCAUCGGUGCCUGGAACACCAUCUCGCCUUACCUCGGAGGAGUCGGGGUUGGUUCAUGGAUGGUGUCAGUUCUGGUGAGCUUAUACUACAACACCGUUUUAACCUGGGUGAUGUGGUAUUUCAUAAACUCCUUCCAGGAACCUCUUCCUUGGAGUGUUUGUCCUCUAAAUGAAAACAGAACAGGGCUCAAUGAAGAAUGUUACAAAAGUACCGCAGUGAAUUAUUUUUGGUACAGGAAAACUUUGAACAUCACACCCGAUGUCACCGAGAGCGGCACGCUGCAGUGGUGGCUCAUUUUGUGCUUAGCAACUUGCUGGGCAAUUGUCUAUCUCUGCACCAUCCGAGGAAUUGAAACCACAGGAAAGGCAAUUUAUGUAACAGCAAUAUUUCCUUACCUGGUCCUAACUAUAUUCCUUAUUCAUGGACUCACUCUACCAGGAGCCACUGACGGUCUGGCUUACCUCUUCACCCCUAAUCUGAACACUUUGAAAAAUCCCCAAGUAUGGCUUGAUGCAGCUACCCAGAUUUUCUUCUCUCUCUCUUUGGCUUUUGGAGGGCUUAUUGCAUUCUCAAGCUACAAUCCACCGAAAAACGACUGCGAAAAGGAUGCUGUGACAGUAGCAAUUGUGAACAGCGUGACAUCCCUCUACGCUUCCAUCCCAGUCUUUUCUGUUUUGGGGUUUAAAGCGACCACAGGUUACUGGGACUGCUUGGACAGGAACAUUAUCAGUAUCAUCAACGAAUUUGAUCUUCCGGAGGAAAGUAUCAUGCGACAGAACUAUACAGCCUGGCUUACUUUCCUAAAUUCAUCAUAUCCAGAAAAAAUUGCUGGACUCAAACUGAAAAGCUGUGACCUUCAAGAAUUUCUUGAUCAGAGUGUAUCGGGAACUGGCUUGGCUUUCAUCAUUUUCACUCAAGCCAUCAUUCUCAUGCCAGGCUCCCAGGCCUGGGCCAUCCUGUUUUUCACUAUGUUGUUCUGCUUGGGCCUUUCUUCUAUGUUUGGGAACAUCGAGGGAGUCUUCACUCCUCUUCUAGAGCUUCGAAUUAUACCUAAAUCAAUACCCAAAGAGCUAUUAUCUGGUAUAAUAUGUCUAAUUUGCUUCCUCGUUGCUCUGUGCUUUACGCUGGGUUCGGGGAGUUACUGGAUUGACGUUUUUGACAGCUAUGCAGGCUCACUGCCUCUUCUAGUCCUCGCUUUCUUUGAAGUGAUUGGGGUUGCGUACGUCUAUAAAAUUGAAAGGUUCAGUAAAGAUGUGAAAUGGAUGACUGGACGAAAACCCAAUCUCUACUGGCAGAUCACCUGGAAAUUUAUUAGCCCUCUGCUCCUGCUAAUUGUCUUCGUGGCUUUUGUUACUCUUCAGAUACAGAAGCCACCAAGCUAUGCAGCCUGGAACCCUAAAUAUGAAGGCUUCCCUAUGAAAGAAGAGAAAGUUUAUCCACCUUGGGUACUGGCCAUCUGUGUGCUGUUAGUUCUCCUUCCUUCUGUGUUUAUACCUCUGGUAGCACUCUUCCACCUGAUCAAACAAACGUGCGGAAGCAAGGACCCAAGCUUUGUAUCACCAGAAGUGUUUUCGUUUCAGGGGGCUAAUAGCAACUUUUCUCAUGCAAAAGAAUAA
This is a messenger RNA of Leptosomus discolor (cuckoo roller), 1860 nucleotides long. Its product is annotated as sodium-dependent neutral amino acid transporter B(0)AT3. Gene Ontology annotation, cellular component: plasma membrane. The record is from RefSeq and is a predicted model, not a curated record. Lineage: Eukaryota; Metazoa; Chordata; Aves; Leptosomiformes; Leptosomidae. Gene Ontology annotation, biological process: amino acid transport; sodium ion transmembrane transport; nitrogen compound transport.